UGAAAGGAAUCGCUUCCGGCGAACGCCCAUUCUUCCUGGUUCUUCACUGCUUCUCUCUCCUUGGAGGCAGAAUGGAGACAGGAGUGUUGGCAGAAGAGCUGACCUGUAGUGUGUGUCUGGGGUUGUUCCAGAACCCCGUGGCAUUGCCCUGCCAGCACAGUUUCUGUGCAAAAUGUAUCAACGAUGUCUGGGACCAUUCAGAGACUCCGUUUAGAGUCAGCUGCCCUCAAUGCCGACAGACCUUCAGCCCCAGACCCAGCCUGGUGAAGAACCACACGCUGCAGAACAUCGUGGAGAAAUACAACACGCAACCGCCCGUCGCUGCCGCUUCUGCCCCGACGGCCCCCGUGAUGUGUGAGUACUGUAUUGACAAACCAACACCAGCCGUGAAGACCUGCCUCAAAUGUGAAACCUCCUUCUGUUCCCUCCACCUGCAACCGCACUUGACGAAGCAGAUUUACAAAAAUCACAACCUUAUCAAGCCCACGGCCGACCUCACAAGGAGGCAGUGCCCAAGUCAUGGGAAUAUCCUGGAGUUCUACUGUGAGCAAGACGAGGUGUGUGUUUGCGUGUCCUGCACCAUCGUCGGGGAUCACAGGUCCCACAGUCUGAUCAGUCUGGAGCAGGCAAAGGACAAACUGAGGGGGAAACUAAACAGAGAGGUGCAGAACCUUGGUACAUUUCAGAGCAAUUGGACAAGUGAACAGCAAAAUCUGCAGAUGUACGAAAAUGAACUAAAGAAACACAGUGAGAAGCUGAAGAGAACAUUGUCGAAUGAGUACUCCAAAUGGAGGAAGAAGUUGGAAGAGGAUGAAAAGUCAGCACUGGAGAAGAUCGACACAGAGAAGAACCGAGUGAUCUCCCAGAUCAAGAUCUGCUCAAAUUCACUGAGGGAAAAGAUUGAAAAAAUUCAAACAUUAGACAAAGAAAUGAAGGAUCAAGAGCACAAGGAUCCUCUUUCAUUUAUUGAGGAUGUGAAGCAGCUUCUUUUAAGGUACGAAGAGCUAGCUUACAAUAUGGGUAACAAUGCAGCUGAGGAUCUUCAAAAUAGCCGCAUGAAUCCAAAUCGAGCCUUCAAUCGGAGUCCCAGGUACAAAAAGCCAGCUUACUAUGUAGAUGACUAUAUAGAUGCCAAUAGCCGCAUGAAUCCAAAUCGAGCCUUCAAUCGGAGUCCCAGAACCUCACAAUCUCAGGAUAUCAACGUAAACUUCUACGAACUCACGAGAGAGAUCGAAAUUCAGAUGGGUGGCUAUCAAAACUACCAGAAAGUCAUAAAGGAUGCUGUCAAUGAAGUGUCUCACCAGCUCAGCAGCUUGCAACAAACUAAAUUAGCACCAUGACUGUGACUUUGAAUUUUGAUCGCCAGUACCAAGAUCUCCUCCAGGAGAAUGACCCUGUUCAGUGAUAAUUUGUCUUCAUGACUUUCAAACAAAGGAAGUUUUAAUUCGUGAAUCUCAUCGGAAAGGUAUGAUUGAUUAUGAAGGCCAGAAGAUCAGAAUUGUGGAGGAUUUUUCACCCGAGGUGUUGAAUGAACACUUCAAGUUUAAAAAGGUUAUGUCAGAAUUGUAUAAUAAAGGUUUUAAACCCACUUUUCGUUACCCCGCUCGUCUUAGAAUUAUUUUGAAAAAUAGCUCUCAGAUAUGGUUCCGUUUGACUCAAGAGGUGCAGGAUUUUUUAAUUUCCAAAUCAGUAUCAGAAGUUUAACCGUUCAAUAAUUCCCUACAUAAAUCUAUGUUGCGUCUGCCUGAUGGAUCCUUUUAUUAGAAUCAGCAGUCUAACUGUUCAUUACUUUCUUUUAUGACCAACUGUUUUUUUUUACUUUUGGUAUACCUUUGUAUCUAAUUUUUUUUUGUACUUUUAUUUCUUUGCUUAGAAAAUU
Mobula hypostoma (lesser devil ray) is the source of this 1879-nucleotide messenger RNA. Its product is annotated as E3 ubiquitin/ISG15 ligase TRIM25-like. Bases 72 to 1340 code for a protein of 422 amino acids. The record is from RefSeq and is a predicted model, not a curated record. The transcript has 8 exons. Gene Ontology annotation, molecular function: zinc ion binding. NCBI's taxonomy places the organism in Eukaryota, Metazoa, Chordata, Chondrichthyes, Myliobatiformes, Myliobatidae.